Molecule: messenger RNA, 1236 nt
Organism: Closterium sp. NIES-65
Lineage: Eukaryota; Viridiplantae; Streptophyta; Zygnematophyceae; Desmidiales; Closteriaceae
Source: the annotation of a GenBank genome assembly
AUGUGGCUUGUGCCUGACCUGCUGCCGUCCUUCCUGCUCAAGGGCAGGGAGGGAGUGUUUGCGCUCUGGCUUGUUCCUGACCUGCUGCCGUCCUUCCUGCUCAAGGGCGGGGAGAUAUCUCGCUACGUGCUGUCAGGGGCUGACCUUAUGGCGUCAGGCUGGCCUGCGGAAGGCCUGCCAGAGUUCCGACCAGGGGAGGUGUGGUCCGUGAAGGUUCCAGGAAACUCCUGCCCCAUAGCGGUAAGUGGGCAUAACUAUGGUGGGCAGUGCAGCAGAGGCCGUGAGAGCCGGCAUGCAUUCUCUCAUCUCAUAUGUCUUAUCUCACCCCAUCCCAUCCGUCCGCAUGUGCAUGUGUUUCCACUCCACCAUUCGCCAUGCCCAUGCACGCAGGUGGGCAUAACGAUGGUGGGCAGUGCGGAGGCUGUGAGAGCCGGCAUGAGAGGGAAGCUCCUCCGAAUCACCCACUACUACCGCGACUCGCUCUGGGGGACGGCAGAGGGCUCCUAUGUGCCGAACAAGGGCUUCCUGCCGGACCUGGCUGGUCGUGCCCGCCCUUGGCGCUCGUCUUUUGAGGCGCCUCAAAUGCCGGACCUGGCUGGUCGUGCCCGCCCUUGGCGCUCGUCUUUUGAGGCGCCUCAAAUGCCGGACCUGGCGGGUCGUGCCCGCCCUUGGCGCUCGUCUUUUGAGGCGCCUCAAAUGCCGGACCUGGCUGGUCGUGCCCGCCCUUGGCGCUCGUCUUUUGAGGCGCCUCAAAUGCCGGACCUGGCUGGUCGUGCCCGCCCUUGGCGCUCGUCUUUUGAGGCGCCUCAAAUGCCGGACCUGGCGGGUCGUGCCCGCCCUUGGCGCUCGUUAAACUGCUCAUGCCCAUCCGCUCUUGCACUAUCCCACUUCCUUCCCCCCUCCUGCUUUCCACGCUCACAGGGAGACGGCAGAGGGCUCGUACGUCCCAAACAAGGGCUUCUUGCCGGACCUGGUCGUGCCUGUCUGUGCGCUGCUUGUUCUCCUGCUCUCAUGCUCAACGCUUGUGCAAUCCCUUUCUCUUCCGCACCAACCCACGCCCACAGGGAGACGCCUGCCGAUUCUGAUGCCAUGCCUGCUCUUCUCCUCCAAAUGGAGCACCACCACUUGACGCUCCGUUCCCUCCCCACUUCCCCACCGCGCCCACAGGGAGACAGCAGAGGGCUCUUAUGUGUCGAACAAGGGCUUCCUGCCAGACCUGGUUGUGCCCGACCCUGA